CUAUCAUCACUGGCACCGCUUCUGCGCCCCCGACUCUCCCUCUAGAUGGAAUAACGCAUCUCUGAAUCCUCCAUCCAUACCGUAUUCGCCCAUGGUAUCGCCCAGUUCCAGAUGCGGUCCUGCCGGCAGGGUCACCGCCGCCCUGCUGCUGGCUUCGGCACUCGCCAUCUCGCCAGGCUCGGCCAAUAUAAUCGGCGGUGAUGUUGGUCUCGACCAGCACGUCUUGAUGCCUGUCGGCCCAGGCCCUCUUCUCCCUUCGAACCCCGAUACGGUCCAUCCUGGCGAACACACCUUCACUCUUCGACACAUCUACCACCACGGCACCAACAGACAUCCGCGGCUUCACAGAAAGCUAGACGUCGUCCAUGACCAAUCCCGAAUCUUCCUCGCCGCCGACGAUGGAUUUGAUGAGCAUACUGUGCCGCAUCUUACGGCCAAGAGUCGUGCCGAGACGAUCGAGCGGCUGACCGACAGGCGACCCUCUGUUGUCGACCCCAUUGUCGCCGAAUCUCGAAAGCAAGGUUAUGCAGCUGUCCUGGAUGCUUCUGCAUGGACGAUGGACGACGUUUCCUCUCCCGACAUCACCGAUAAAAACACUGUGCUUACCAUGGCGUACGUCGCUGCUGAUGCCUACGUGGAAAACGACGGGCAGGCCGAUUGGCAAGACAUUGGUGCCCCCUACAACCGAAGCCUCGACUUUGGUUGGGGAACGGACGGCCUUCGUGGCCACAUCUGGGCUGAUGAGAGCAACUCAACCGUCAUCAUUGGCCUCAAGGGGACAUCACCAGCCGUCUUUGACGGAGAGGGCACAACAACCAACGACAAGGUUAAUGACAACUUGUUUUUCAGCUGCUGCUGCGCUCAACAGGGUCAAUGGACAUGGCACCAGGUCUGUGACUGCGCUACCGGUACAUACGCCUGCAACAAUACAUGUGUGAGGACGGCCCUCCAAGAAGAAAACAGGUACUACGCCGCGGCUCGCGAGCUCUACUCCAACGUCACAGAACAGUAUCCAGACUCCAACAUUUGGCUGGCAGGCCAUUCUCUGGGAGGUGCUGUUGCUUCUUUUCUAGCCCUGACUUAUGGCCUACCCGCCGUAACCUUUGAGGCGGUGCCUGAAGCACUUCCAGCAUCUCGACUGGGCCUCCCGGUUCCCCCUGGAGCAAACCCCAACACGCCACAAACGCGAGCCUACACGGGAACAUAUCACUUUGGCCAUACCGCAGACCCAGUAUACAUCGGUACAUGCAAUGGCGCGACGGCAACGUGCUCUUUUGCUGGCUAUGCUAUGGAGUCUACGUGCCAUACUGGCUAUGAGUGUGUCUAUGAUGUUGUGGCUGACAAGGGAUGGCGAGUGGGCAUCGGCACGCACAAGAUCCGAGCUGUCAUUUCAGACGUCAUCCUCAAAUACGACAAGGUUCCCAAGUGUGUCCGGACUCCCGAUUGCCGAGACUGUGGUCCCUGGAAAAUGUACGAGAGCAACGGCACUGAGACGACCACGUCUGCGGUUCCCACCACAACCUCUCGAACGCGGACACGUACCUCGACUUGUCAGACUCCCGGCUGGUGGGGCUGCCUGGACGAGACGACAACUACAGGUGUCACCAGCGUUCCUGAACCUACCACGACUACUACUACUUCCACGUGCAAGACGCCUGGCUGGUUCGGAUGCAAAGACAAGACGACGACGCCAGCGAGCACCUCCCAGUCUACCGUAACGACUACUUGUGAAACCCCGGGACGAUUCUGGGGCUGCAACGACGAGGCCACCCAGACAAGCUCUCUGUACACAACGGUCCCCGCCAGCACAACCUGCGAGACCCCUGGCAGAUUCUGGGGCUGCAACGAUGCAGUGACCUCUACGAGCACACAAGCUGCUGCUGGGAGCACCGCUCCGACCAUCACGGCGGCUCCCACUGGGGUUCCAACAUGAGGACAAGGAAUGCGCAUAACCGGGGGAGGCACUGAUAUACUUUUGUGAUUUGAUAUUAUGGCGUUUGGUAAUUUGUUUAUUUAAUAGACUACUGCUAGGAUUAGUUGGGAAGAUUUUGUGUUUGAAGCGGGCCAAGAUUUUGUAGCGUUUACGAUAAAUGAGUAGGUGAUAAGCAGUACCUACCUCGACCUAGUACCUAGGCAUAUAUACAAUGACAACUGGGGUUUAUUUUUCG
Molecule: messenger RNA, 2168 nt
Organism: Trichoderma virens Gv29-8
Lineage: Eukaryota; Fungi; Ascomycota; Sordariomycetes; Hypocreales; Hypocreaceae
Exons: 1
Coding region: 92-1933 (613 amino acids)
Biological process (GO): piecemeal microautophagy of the nucleus; neutral lipid catabolic process; macroautophagy
Molecular function (GO): glycerophospholipase activity
Source: RefSeq, a predicted model, not a curated record